AAACUGCCUCUGGUAAAAAUAUUCCACAGAGUUUGUGUAAUAAAGGAUAUGGUAGCAACCACACACAAAAACCUGCGGUCAACGAGAAACUGCAACCUGGUUUCCUGCCCAUCCCCAACCACCCCCACAAAACACGGCUGGCUGAGCAAGACCCUUCCUGAUAGAGGGGUGGGCACGAAUACAAAUGGGUCACAUGGACGACGUACUACCAGCUCCCUCCCCCCAGUUUAUGACCAUUAGGACCGAGACGACAGAGCAGCGCAGCAUAAAGAGAAUCCAGAAAACGAUAGAGGGAGAAAUAAAGAGAAAAGGGGGAGGGAGACGAGCGUGACUGAACAGUGCGAGCGAGACAGAAGAAAAGCGAGAGGGAAGGAAAGGAGCAUCCUGCCUAGCAACACGCCGCAACGAGCACAGACGCCGCUUGAAGCCUCGCGGAUGAGGUUGAUGAAGAAGAAGCUGCAUUAAUCUCCAUGCUGCUGCCUCCACCAGCACCGAAACAGACAGAAAGAGGGCAGGAGAACGAGGGAGGAAGAGAAAAAUGCGUCCUGGACUAUUGUGGGGACAGACAAGCGGUAAAAAAGUGAUGAACGGUGCAACGUAGAAUCUCUGACUGUAAAUUUGUUGUGGAAAUGAUGGACCCUCAGCACGCCCAAAGCUGCCCACAUGUGGCAGUAACGGUCAGGGACCCCAGCGCCGAACAUGGCAUUUGCGCCAACCUCCAGUGUUCUGGGUGAAAAAAGAUCUCGACGCAACGGCUGAUUCAUCCUUCACCCAGACGCAUCUGAGCAUCAGGACCCGAGCAACAGGAUCAUGCAGUGGAGGCGGAGGCACUGCUGUACGAACAUAGCUGGAUUUCUAUUUUUGCUCUUGUGUGUGGGAGUGUUCCUCAUUGUCAGUCACACAGGAAAGAAGAGCCACCAGGAGAACGGUGUAACUCACACAGCGCAGAAACUGCCCCGGAUGGAGUUGAACCACAGCAUGACCAAGCAGAACAUGUGGAGAGAGAAGGCAAUGUCCCCUUUUCCACCAAGGUCUGAGGGAAACCUCACCUCCUUCCUGGAAGACACCUCCCAGCAGGGGCUGAAGAACUCUCUGGCCUCUAAUGCCAGUUUAAGCGAGGAGGUAAGAGCAGGGAGUAUCCUUAAGGUAGAACCCUACAACUACAUCAUCAAUGAAGAAGACAAGUGUCAGGAAAAGGAUCCUUUCUUAGUGUUAUUGAUUGCCGUUGAGCCCCAGCAUGUUCAAGCCAGGGAUGCCAUUAGGCAGACGUGGGGGAACGAGAGCGUGGCUGAGGGCUUGGGGUUUGUACGGCUCUUCCUUUUGGGAAUAAGAGAAGGACUUCCCAACCAACUGCAGCGCUCCAUAGAGGCAGAGUCUCUACAGUAUCAUGACAUUAUCCAGCAAAAGUACAUAGACUCUUAUUAUAACCUUACCAUCAAGACACUGAUGGGAAUGCACUGGAUAGCAAAAUACUGCCCUGGGGCCAGUUACGUCAUGAAGACUGACAGCGACAUGUUCGUCAAUAUGGAAUACCUCAUCCAAAAACUUCUCAAUCCCAGCCUUCCGCAAAAACGAAAGUAUUUCACUGGGUACCUUAUGCGGGGCUACUCUCCAAACAGAAACAAACACAGUAAGUGGUACAUGCCACCAGAGCUGUACCCCAGCAAGCGGUACCCUACUUUUUGCUCGGGAACUGGGUACAUUUUCUCAGGCGACCUGGCACAUCUGAUAUACAGGGCUUCUCUGAGCAUACGAAGGCUGCAUCUUGAGGAUGUUUACAUAGGACUCUGCUUGGCAAAACUGAGGAUAGAACCAGUUCCACCACCCAACGAAUUCCUGUUCAAUCACUGGAGGGUAUCGUACUCGAGCUGCAAAUACAGUCAUCUGAUAACCUCUCACGGGUUCCAUCCCACCGAGUUAAUAAAGUACUGGCAUCACCUACAGAGCAACAAGCACAGUGCCUGCAUCAACGCGCCGAAGGAAAAGGACAAAGUUCGCAGGCUUCGCCAAAGAAAACUGCUCUGGAAGCGUUUCAUCGGGUAACCGGUUGAAAGUAGGAUUGAAAGAGGUUUCGCCAAACAAGUCUGCAAAGCACAGGAACGUUCUUCGGAAUUAGAGGGAAGUAAUCAUUGUCCAACAGUUUUCUUUUUGACUGGCAAAAAUAAACAUAAAGGUAAAGAUUA
Molecule: messenger RNA, 2183 nt
Organism: Colossoma macropomum (tambaqui)
Lineage: Eukaryota; Metazoa; Chordata; Actinopteri; Characiformes; Serrasalmidae
Product: beta-1,3-galactosyltransferase 2-like
Exons: 2
Coding region: 811-2043 (410 amino acids)
Cellular component (GO): membrane
Molecular function (GO): N-acetyl-beta-D-glucosaminide beta-(1,3)-galactosyltransferase activity
Source: RefSeq, a predicted model, not a curated record